Molecule: messenger RNA, 4802 nt
Organism: Pseudophryne corroboree (corroboree frog)
Lineage: Eukaryota; Metazoa; Chordata; Amphibia; Anura; Myobatrachidae
Gene: DAG1
Product: dystroglycan 1
Exons: 3
Coding region: 195-2867 (890 amino acids)
Biological process (GO): muscle attachment; axon guidance; morphogenesis of an epithelium
Cellular component (GO): dystroglycan complex; basement membrane; dystrophin-associated glycoprotein complex
Molecular function (GO): laminin binding; calcium ion binding
Source: RefSeq, a predicted model, not a curated record
GAGAGGGGAGGACUGGGCGAGCGGACACAGAGAAGGGGAAGUGAGUGUACAGAGCGGAGGCCUGUAACCGGGCCUGGAUACUGGGAGCUCCGGGCGGCGGCCUCUGAGGGGACGGAGAGCGGACCUCCGGAAUGAGGGUACACCGUGUCCGGUAAGACGUGGAGCUGCCUCUCUGCAUACUGUCUCCUGCUACCAUGAGGGAAGUGUCCGCAAUGGCCGCCCCGCUCUGGGCGAGGACUUACAUGGUGCUGCUGUUCACGUCCUGUGCUUGGUCGGUCUGGUCCAGUGACCCUGUGGAAGUUGGCCAAGCCUGGGACAACCAGCUAGAAGCCUCCAUGCAUUCAUUCUUCCCUGACGUUAGAGAGACAGUGGCACCGCUGAGCGGAAUCCCAGACUCCUCUGCUGUGGCUGGAAGGGCGGUCCAGAUAACGAUCCCCGCGCACCUCCUUCCCUCUGACGGAGAGUCCAUUCAGGUCUCUGAAGUUUCGAAGGACACUCUUCCAUCAUGGCUCUACAGGAAUGAUAAUGUGCUGGAAGGUCUUCCUCUUGACGGCGAUAAAGGAGUUUAUGACAUCUCUGUGACAAUCUACCAACUGGCACCUAAUGGAACGUCUAUACCACAAGCUUCAGAUGUCUUCUCCAUUGAAGUUCACCCAGAGGACCACAGUGAGCCACAGUCCAUACGGUUGGGUGGUCUGGAAACAAAUGAGGUCACACCUUUUCUGUGCGGUACCGAUGAGCCCGUCACAAUUCUUACCGUUAUCUUGGAUGCUGAUUUGACAAAAAUGACCCCAAAGCAGACUGUGGACCUUCUGAAACGAAUGAGGGACUUCUCAAAGGUGGACCUGUGCCAAAUGAAACUGGUCCCAGUUGUUAAUAACAGACUGUUUGAUAUGUCUGCGUUCAUGGCCGGGCCUGGGAAUGCUAAGAAAGUAGUGGAAAAUGGGGCGUUGCUGUCAUGGAAAGUUGGUUGCUCAAUGGAUCAGAACAGUAUUCCAAACAUUAGUUCUGUUGAAGUGCCUGCUAAAGAAGGCACCAUGUCUGCCCGGCUUGGUUACCCGGUUGUAGGGUGGCAUAUAGCUAAUAAGAAGCCACAUGUACCUAAGAGAAUACGUAGGCAGAUUUACACUACGCCAACCCCAGUUACAGCUAUUGGACCACCCACCACUGCCAUCCAUGAGCCACCAGUAAGGAUUGUACCAACUCCCACUUCGCCAGCUAUCGCUCCUCCCACGGAUACCACCGCUCCUCCAGUGUGGGAGCCUGUUCCUUUGCCCGGGAAGCCCACAAUCACCAUAAGAACCAGAGGACAAAUUAUGCACACACCGACUCUUGGCCCAAUCCAUCCAACCAAAGUAGAGACCACCAGUGUCUUUCCUGGUCACAUCCGUCCAACAAUGUCGAGACCUUCAUAUGUGGAGCCAACAGCUGUGGUAACGCCGCCAUCUGCUACUGCAAAACGACCAAAGGUGACCACCAUGAAGCCUGCAACAACUGCAUCUACAGAUUCUUCCACCGCCACAACCAGGAGAACCAAAAAACCAAAGACCCCCAAACCCAAGCUGGAUACCAAAACACCACCCACAAAAAUAGACGCCACUUCACCGAGCCGCACGCCCAGCUCUACAACCGGUAUCCCACGGGUAUUUAACACUGGACCUGAACUGAAAAAUCACGUGGAUAAAGUUGUGGCGUUUGUGGGCACCUAUUUCGAGGUGAAAAUACCACCUGACACAUUUUACGACAGGGAAGAUGGCACAACAGAUAAUCUAAGACUUACUCUGGAACCCAGAAAAAAUGCAAGCCUUCGAGACAAAACCUGGGUGAUUCUAAACAGUACUAGCCAAGUUAUGUAUGGGAUGCCUGACCAUGGCCACGUAGGAGACCACGAGUACUACUUGAAAGCUACCGACAAAGGCGGUCUUACUGCAGUGGAUGCUUUUGAAAUCCAAGUACGGAGUUUGUUCCACAAAGAUCCAUCACCUGUUAAAUUCAUUGGCCGGUUCCAAGGAGACCAUAACUCUGUGGUCAAUGACAUCAACAAAAAGAUCCAGUUGGUGAAGAAACUCUCUUAUGCGUUUGGUGAUAGGAACAGCAGCUCUAUCACUCUCCAGGGUAUCACCAAGGGCUCGAUCGUUGUGGAGUGGACCAAUAACACCUUGCCGGUUGACCAGUGUCCUAAAGAGCAAAUCGAAAUGAUGGGAAGAAAGAUCUACGAUGACCGUGGUAAGACCAGACCACAUUUCAUCACUGCUAUGGAGCCGGACUUUAAACUUGAGAACAUUUCCAUCGCGCUCACUGGCAGCUGCCGGCAUAAGCAGAGUCUCUUUGCCGUUCCGGUCAUGGCCGAAGAAACGAUAGUCACUGCAGUCGCCCCAACUCUGGCUGCCGACAGAAAUCCAGAGAAGAGCAGUGAGGAUGAUGUCUACCUUCACACCGUAAUCCCCGCUGUGGUGGUGGCCGCCAUUUUACUGAUCGCUGGUAUCAUAGCUAUGAUCUGCUACCGCAAAAAGAGGAAAGGCAAGCUGACCAUUGAGGACCAGGCAACAUUCAUUAAGAAAGGCGUUCCGAUUAUAUUCGCAGAUGAACUGGAUGACUCGAAGCCGCCUCCUUCAUCAAGCAUGCCCCUGAUCCUCAAGGAGGAGAAAGCCCCUCUUCCACCUCCCGAGUAUCCUAACCAAAACGUGCCAGAGACCAUGCCCCUUAACCAAGACACCUUGGGGGAAUACACGCCACUUAGAGAUGAGGACCCUAAUGCCCCCCCUUAUCAGCCUCCUCCUCCUUUCACGGCACCUAUGGAGGGCAAGGGUUCCCGCCCCAAGAACAUGACCCCUUACCGGUCACCGCCCCCUUACGUACCCCCUUAAUGAACAGUGUCCUGUGUGAGGGGAGGGGGGCUUGGUAGCCUGCAAUCUACUGUCAAGGCGACAGAAAACUCUGCUGUUAUAAGCAAAGAAUCAGACACCUGGAAGCAUUUUCUAGAACCUUGGUAAUGCCCGCUCCCUCGGUGUGUGGAAGGACCGCCCUCAUUUCCAGAUUUGUGUUUCUACAAUUGUGCAGCCACCUCCGGAUUGCGGGUGAAGACACUAUAAAGACCAGAGGAAGGGACUGCUCUUCUGUCACACGUGGGGCGGUCUUCUGGUUCUCUGCUGUUUGCCUUUAACACUAACUGUAUUUUAUUUUGUUUUUCUUUUAUCCACGUGUGUCUAGCUACAGAGCGUAACAGAGGAGGGGAAAGAGACCCCCAAACUGUCAGAAAAAGUUGUAAUUGACGGUUAUGUUUUUAUAAUGUAUUAAGGAUUAUUAACUUCUUAAUAACUUCCGUGUGUGUUUCAGAAAGUGUAGUGUGAUCUGUAUCUGUACGGAGAGAAUUUGGAGAGCGGGGAGGAGAGUGUUUGCGUUGUCUUUCCCCCUUAUUUGGGAAUGUAUUUAGAGCAGGGUUAGACAGUAGUGACACUACAUGUCCCAGGCUGGCAUGAUAUGCUGGCACUUGUAGUUCUGUGACAUGUCGCCUGGCUUACACGGUCAGCACAGGUACCGAGGAGGUUCUGUGAAUCUCCAGCCUGCAGUGGCGAAACGCGUGCGUGUGUGGCUCCAUUCUCCUUUCUGAAACACAGCCAUGAGGUUAUAUUCUGUAAAGGUAAUGUUACUGUAGGGGUUCUGAUCUCUUCCCAACCACACACAUAACCUAUAGAAGUAUAUAUAGAACACCGUAUCUCCGUUGUACACAUACUGGUGCUGUCUCGGGAAGGCAAGGAGUCAGGCUAUCACUCAUAUUUUUUAACAAAUUUUGAUACAGCCUCAAAUUGUUUUAUUAAAAAAAAAAAAAGAAAAAAACCUGAUAAGUGUAACGCGACUAGCCGUUUCUGUAAUGUGUGCUUGCGGGCGUUACGCGGGGUGGUGAUAUCGUUUGCCUCGUCUGCUUCUCAUAGACCGCUCUCCAGAUUUUUACAGCCAUAUUUUCAUUUUUUUUUCCAAAAGUUUUAAUGUAUUUAUCAUCCAUUUUGUAGGGUCUAUUAAGAUUUUCUUCCUCUUACCGUGAGACUGAGUUGUUAGCAUGGUUUUUUCUUGGCUUUUUUUUUUAUUAAUUUUUUUUUGUUUUCAUUAAGAUAGAAGGAGGAAAACUUUUUGCAAUAAUGUUUCAUGCCUUUGGCUGUGGAAGGUAGGCGGAGCCUGCACACAAUACAAGACACACUUAAGCCAUAUUGAAUGUCCUGCUGUGUGAGUGGACGCUAGAGGUGUUACCAUCAGAUAUCUCCACCUCUCCCCAGUUUCUGCCUACUCUAUAGAAACAGCCCAUUCUGAGCUCUAUAAAUGUCUCUGCUCAUAGCUGGGCCCGCACCUUCUGUUGCCGCGUCAUGAUGCCACGUACUGGCCUGGAACAUGUGUUUAGUGUUUAACAUUGAGGCCUGGUUUUCUAAAACUGUACCAUUAGUCAAUGCACAGCGGAGGCAGCCAUUUUGGGUGGGUCUGCUGUUCAUUAGACUUCAGCCUAAACAAUCCCCCUGGAGGUCAGUGCUAUCGCUGAGGUGCGAGGCACGAAGUGCUUAGGCUAGGGGGAAGGGACUGCAUUUUCCUGAGCUCGGCCCACACCAUGGCUGCCUCUAUUGCACGGCGUCACUGUGCGCAGUUAAAGCACAUUGGAACAGGUGGUUACUAUGAUAAACUGAGGUCCAAGUGUGACUGUCGGAGUAAAUCUAUUAUAAAAUGUGUGAGCGAGGGAGGUAAUGACACCUUUCACCCAUCUGUUGCCUCCUCACGUCUUGUUCAGCGCUACCAUAAUUAAAGUAUUUGCCUUAUUA